AUGUGCUAUGGCCGUUUACAGGUACCUCUUACUCAAAUAAGGACCCUACAACUCAAAUUCACGAAUCUAAAACCUUCACUACGAAAACAGUUGUAUUCACUUAUAAUACUUAACUUAUCUCGAGUUCUUGUCUUCAACAUGUCACUGAUAGCAACGAUUUGCUGCUGUGGAAGCUCACAGCCUUCAUUACUGACCAUCAAUGGCAAAAGAUAUAGGAUACAAAGACUCAUCGGUGAAGGUGGAUUAUCGUUUGUUUAUCUAGUAAAGUCUCAAGAGGGUGAGUCGCUGGCUCUUAAAAAGAUUCGAUGUCCUUUUGGAAGUAUAGGAUCGAUUUCCCCUGCUAUGAAAGAGGUCAAUAAUUACAAGAGGUUUCACAGCCCCUACAUUGCCCAGAUUGUGGAUUCUCAGGUGUGUCAAGAAAAGGAUGGUUCAAAGACGGUAUACAUCCUUGUGCCGUACUUUUCCAAAGGUUCCUUACAAGAUGAGAUUAACAGGAGCUUGCUGAAUUGCACAGAAAUGCCUGAGUUGGAUGUGGUACGAUUGGCAGUGGGAAUUGCCAGAGGACUGCUAUGUAUCCAUGAAGCUAGUCCAAAUGACGAUGCUGAUGUCGCUUAUAGCAUAGUGUCCACACCCUACAAUGAAGAAACCUCGUUUCUUAACGACCUAGAACUCGAUACAUUUGGGGAAUCCCAACAGUCGUACGCGCAUCGCGAUCUGAAGCCAUCGAAUGUCAUGAUAUCGCCUGAAGGCAUCCCUGUCAUUAGUGACCUUGGAUCUUGCUCCCGGGCUUAUACGGAAAUUAACUCUCGACAAGCACUGCUACAAUUCCAAGAAUGGAGAUCAGAACACUGCACUCCAGCGUUUACUGCUCCCGAAAUUAUUGACGUACAACUUAAAUCUGUGAUCACCGAAAAGUGUGAUAUCUGGUCAUUGGGCUGCACAAUAUACACCAUGUGCUACGGGAUCUCCCCUUUUGAACGUGAAGAACAGGUCAGUGGAGCCUCCGUCACGUAUGCUAUCACCACAGGAAAAUACACCAUACCGCAAGGCACUCAUCGUAAUAAGGACCUUGUAGAUAUCAUAAUAAAAUGUUUGAACGUGAACGCUGAUGAGAGACCUUCCAUAGACGAGCUGUUGGCGCUUCUGAUGGACGUGCAAAGUCAACUGGUGCCGUGA
This is a messenger RNA of Lachancea nothofagi CBS 11611, 1176 nucleotides long. NCBI's taxonomy places the organism in Eukaryota, Fungi, Ascomycota, Saccharomycetes, Saccharomycetales, Saccharomycetaceae. The record is from the annotation of a GenBank genome assembly.